Messenger RNA from Ixodes scapularis (black-legged tick), 2955 nucleotides. Its product is annotated as transcription termination factor 2. Gene Ontology annotation, molecular function: ATP binding; ATP-dependent chromatin remodeler activity. The coding region runs from base 177 to 2495 and encodes 772 amino acids. NCBI's taxonomy places the organism in Eukaryota, Metazoa, Arthropoda, Arachnida, Ixodida, Ixodidae. The transcript has 17 exons. The record is from RefSeq and is a predicted model, not a curated record.
AUCUUGCCGCCAUUUUUCCGCCAGUUUCCAGCACGACCUCCUCUCAAAAGGUACUACAAAAGCCCCUCAGGCUUUUGUAGUACCUUUUGUAGGUAGCACAUUUCCGAUAACGCGAUAACGUUAGUGGUUCAGCCAGCUGAACCGCUGAGCGGCUGAGCCUGGCCGUAUCCAAUCCAAUGCAAUCCCGUAAAAGUCCACCAUGUUUGAAGGCCUUUCUUGAACUCGACUCCUCUUCUAGGAUGAAAGCAAGUGGUAGGGACUGUUUUACAGCGUCCAUCGCUCCUUUUUCUGAAGGGAGGGACGUCGUGAAAAGCGAUGAGCUAGUGAGUUCCAACAGGCCGAACGGCAGCGGCGCCGUGCAGCCCUCGACGGCUGCACCCGUGAACCGACCUCAGCUGAGCAGAGAAACACUACGACUAGAAAUCCAAAAGAAGAAGCUUCUCCUAGGCACCGUGAAAAAGUGCUGCCUGCCAGAUGGAGGGGCGCGGCUGGUUCAGCAACUAGAGGAGCUGGAGGAACGGCUCUCCUGCCUGGAUCUCGCCGGGGCAGGGCAGGAGGCCGGCAGCCCAGAAACCCUCCGCGAGCGCAGAGACGCAGAGCCGGCGGCGCAUCCCACGGCGGCAGAGGCCUCAAGGCCGACUAAUGCGCCCUCCGGAGAGGUUAGGCCACAGAAGGCCGGAACCAAGGGUGUGCUGCUCACUUCCCCUCUGCCCCUGGCAAAAGAAACGAAAAACACAAAAGCGGGCGGGCAGGCAACGCUGGGUACGAGGGGGCGGCCUUCCCCUCCCCCCAGCUCCCCGCACCUGCGUGCUUUCCUCGAGAGCCUGGAGAGCUGUCCCGGGGAGGAUGAGGAGUCUGGUCAGCCCAGAGGGGUCCUCACUCCUCUGAUGCCCCACCAGAAGCAGGCCCUGAGCUGGAUGCUCUGGAGGGAGACACAGGACCCCAGAGGGGGCAUCCUGGCGGACGCCAUGGGUCUGGGCAAGACGCUCACGGUGCUGGCUCUGAUCCAGAAGCAGCUGGAGGCAAGCAGCGGAGAUCCUCCAGGUGGUGGCACCCUGGUGGUGUGCCCGGUGUCCCUGGUGCACCAGUGGGCGGGGGAGGCCAAGCGGCACCUGGCACCCCCCUUGCGCGCGCACGUACACCACGGCAAGGGCCGGGCUUCCCACGCCAGCGAGCUGGCACGCCACCGCCUGGUGGUCACGAGCUACGAGACUGUGAGCAGCGAGUGGGACAAGUGGCGGCAGGCCUCGGAGACGGCAGACGGCCCGGUGAAGCCCGGGGCAUCUGUGCGGGGACCCGCUGCCCUGUUUGGAGUGUCGUGGCAGCGCGUCGUCCUGGACGAAGCGCACGUGGUGCGCAACCUGCGCACCCGGAGAGCCAAGGCCGUGCGAGCCCUCUCAUCCCACGCGCGCUGGGCCGUCACGGGGACACCCGUGCACAACGACUUGGGAGACCUGCGUUCCCUGCUCAAAUUCCUACGGUGCCGGCCUUUUGACGACGACGGCUUCUGGAGUCGCUGGAGCCGGGACCACCCCGGACCAGACUCCAUGGCUGUGGUUGUCAAGUGCCUCCUCCUGCGCAGGACCAAAGACCAGAAGGGCAAGGACAACCAGCCCCUGGUGCCCCUUCCAGAGCGAACAGUGGUGCUGCACAAGCUGCGAUUGGCGGGCACGGAGGCCAGGCUGUACGAGGACAUCGACCGCUGGUCGAGGUUGACGGAGCCGGAAAAGUAUGUGGACCCCGUGAGCAAGAAGGAGUUGUACCGCAACGUUGGAUCGAGGCGUUUCGUGGCACUGAUCCGUUUGCAGCAGGCCUGCUCGCACCCUGCGCUUCUCAAGAGGAGGGUGCUCGAGGACGCAGAGGUGGACUGCGACGACCUGCUGGCCGCGUGUUUCUCGGGCCUGAGCUUGAACAAAACGGCGGACCAGGGACUGGACGUUCUGGACAAGUACUCCCGCUGUUCCGAGAUGGAGCGCUCCUUCACCAGCUGCAAGCUGGCGACCCUCCUACAGCUGCUCGAGGAGGUGCCCCCAAAGGACAAGAGCGUGGUGCUGUCCAAGUGGACGUCCCUGCUUGCCCUGGUCGAGGAGCACCUGGGACGCCGCGCCAUCCCGUGCGCCACCAUCCAGGGCAGCGUGCCGGGCCAGAGGCGAGCCGAAAUUGUGCAUUCCUUCAACCGAGACCCCCGGGGGCCUAAGGUGCUGCUCCUGUCCCUAGAGGCGGGAGGCGUCGGCCUGAACUUGAUCGGAGCCAAUCACAUGUUCGCCUUGGACGUCCACUGGAACCCAGCUAUGGAGGCACAGGCGUUCGACCGCAUUCAUCGCGUGGGCCAGACCAAACCAGUGGUGAUUAACCGGCUCAUCUGCGCGGGCACCGUAGAGGAGCGAAUCUUGGAGCUCCAAGCGCAGAAGCAGAGGUUGGCCGACAGCGUGGUGGCCAGCCGCAGGCUCACGAAGGAGGACUACCGGUUUCUCUUGCCGCUCGCCAGCGGCUAGCGCCGGUCGGAGCUCUGGUCGUCGUGGGGAGGAGUCCUCCCCUGCCAGAACGUCGUUCGCAUUUCAGACAGGACGGAGAACUGUGCCCCAGAAGUGCGACGACGCUUGCACAAAAAUGACAGAGCGUUCACCGAUUUUGGGCAGCGAGAGCCUCUCUUAUCCGUGUUUGUUGAGGAAGCAAACGGUCCCGUUUUGGAUGGUUGUUUCUUUAAGACUACAAUUCGUUAUUUUUUUGCAGAAUUCUAACAUUUGUCUACUUUGUUUGUGCACCGUAAUUUUUUUUCUUAUCUGCUUUUUUCUUUAACUGUUUUACAGCAUUUUCAUGCGUUCUCCACGUUCUUCAUUGUGUUCCUGCCAUUUUUUAUGUAUUUACUCAAUACUGUUAGGACAGUUUGUAAAAUCCAAGCGUAAUGAGCACCAUUACCUGCAGGGUAGCAAAAAUAAAGGUUUAUUUAUUCAG